UGAAGAAAGCUCGCUGUGAUGGCGAAAGUAAACUCACCGAAUUAGACUGAUAAACUCACCCAUCACCGUUGCCGCGGUAACGGUAUCCAACUACGUGCAGUAUCCUGGCAACAGUGGCCAAACAAAAGGGCUGCUUUGCCUCACUGGGAUGAAGAAGAUGAAGCGACCGGACAGCAAACUUAACGAAACAGAGGUGAAGCAAAAUGGCGACGCAGGUGGUCAUCUCUCUGUGUUUACCAAUGUUCACACCGCGGCAGGAAGUCCCGAGAAAAGACUUCUGUCCGCCUUUAAGAAAGACACAAACCCCGGGAAGGCUUACCUGGCAGGGAGAGAGUAUUACAGCGAGGAUGGAAAGACCUUUGAACUGCGUCUUGUUAGAAGAAUAAAGCAACAGCUAAGCGCUGAUCCCACCACUCGCCCGGAGUAUCCGUCUCCCCUCGGCCUAACAGAGUUCACCAGGCGAGCCACAGAGGUUGCUUUAGGGAAAAGCUCUCGGGCUAUAGUGGAAGAACGGGUGUUAGGUGUUCAGACUCCUGGUUUCACCGCUGCUGUGCGACUUGGGGCUGAACUCUUGAGAAAUUGGUACGAUCACUGUGCCGCUUGGUGUGGGCCAGUAUACCUCUCUUCCCCCUGUGACGACUCUUUGGCUGGUAUCUUCCAGGCAGCGGGGAUCCAAGAUAUCCGGGAGUAUUAUUACUGGGAUGACCAGCAGCGGGGCGUUUGCUUGGAUAAGCUGCUGGAGGAUCUGGAGAAGGCUCCGGAGCGAAGCGUUGUUGUUCUGUCAGCGUCUGCACACUAUCCCACCGGAGCAGACCUCUCUCACAAUCAAUGGGCUGUGAUUACAGAACUCAUCAUGAGGCGCAGGCUUUUUCCGUUCCUCUUGCUGCCUCCUCAGGCGCUCUGCUAUGGAAAUGUGGAGCGGGCGGCCUGGCCUGUUCAUUACUGCGCCUCGCAGGGGAUGGAGCUGCUCUGUGCUCAGUCCUUCUCCCACUGCUUCGGACUAUAUGGCGAGGCUGUCGGUCACCUGCUGUGCGUGUUGAAGCAGAACUCCCUCCUGUUAUCUGUGCAGUCUCAAGCUGCCACAAUAGUCAAGUCACUGUGGGCACAGCCGUCCGCAGGAGGAGCAAAUAUUGUGGCCACAGUGCUCAGUAACCCAGCACAUGUUGUUGAAUGGAAGGAAGAAGUGAAGCACAUUGUGGAGCGAUGUAUGCUGAUCAGAGAGCUGUUGAGAGAAAGGCUGAGGCUUCUGGGAGCUCCAGGCUGUUGGGACCGUCUGACUCAACAGAGCGGACUCUACUGUAACACCGGAUUGAAUGAGGAUCAGGUAGAGUUUCUGUCCCAGAGGAGACAUGUGUACCUGCUCCCCAGCGGCUGUCUCAAUGUGAGCGCAAUCAACGGGCGUAACUUGGAUUAUAUAGCCGAGUCCAUCCAUCGGGCCCUGACCACUUCACUCUGACCAUGUGGCUUUUGAAUCAAGCUCUACAAUCAGAGUCAAAGGGGCUUUCCCGUCCCGACUGCAGCUCUCAUCUAGAUCGAUCUAAUCCAUGGGUCAUUUUGAAAAGCUCUCUUUCAAGAUGACUAUGAUCACAGUUUCAGGUCUGGCUAUUGCAGAGUGUCCCCGACUUCUUAUGAGAAAGGUGCAAUCUUUAGUAAUUGUAACAGACAGUGUAACCCCUUCUGGGGAGAAGACCCGAGUAUAAGAUGUGUUCAUGUGUCCUGUAAUGUAUGUAUUGAUUAGGUCAGCCAUAUAGAUAAAAGAAAAUAACAGCAGUGAUGUAAACUUCAUUUUUUAAAUGUUGUUACUUUAGCUGGAGAGUCUGUAUAAGGUGCAGUGUCUAAAGCCAGCAGUUUAACUACACUUACGUUGUUAGCUUGGUUUAGAACUAUUAUCUUGGAUCUAAUUUGUUUAAUUCUUACAAAAAAAUAAAUAUAGAAACAUCUUUUUGUGAAGUUACAAGGGGAAAAAACACAAAUUGACAUUUUUACAUCUUUGUUUUUAUGCCAAUUAAAGAAAAAAGACAAACAUUAGAGAGAUCUUUUCAAGCAAAUAAGUGCAUGUACUGUAAUGUCAAACUCUCCCUUUACCUAUAUA
Molecule: messenger RNA, 2092 nt
Organism: Gymnodraco acuticeps
Lineage: Eukaryota; Metazoa; Chordata; Actinopteri; Perciformes; Bathydraconidae
Gene: got1l1
Product: glutamic-oxaloacetic transaminase 1 like 1
Exons: 8
Coding region: 149-1456 (435 amino acids)
Biological process (GO): L-aspartate biosynthetic process
Cellular component (GO): cytosol
Molecular function (GO): pyridoxal phosphate binding; L-aspartate:2-oxoglutarate transaminase activity
Source: RefSeq, a predicted model, not a curated record